AUGCAAGUUGAUGAAGAUUUGGAACGAAGACGAACAAUCUUGACUUGCUACUUGGUUAGCACUGCGUAAGAUGACAAGUGCCUCUACUAAACUUGGCGCUGGCUUACAGAAAACAGAGCUUCUAUGAGUUUAAGACGACCAAAUAGCUACAGGUCAAAUCACUGGAUCAAUGACUGUAUCGAAUUUCUGGGUAUUCACGGGAGUACCUCUGCACUAGACCACAUUCUUGUAGCAUGGGCAAAGCUAUUUCAAGUUUGUGAGGAUAUCGUUGUGGCUUUUUCCUUUGAUGAUCUUGGUAACAUCGCAGAUCGUGAGUGACCUCUCUUUCAUCUUAUUAUUCCUCUGAGCGUUCUGACUCGAGCUCUUUCAGUCGCGGAGCCCAGGGUGCAAAUAAUGUUGAAUGGAUUCCAGCAGCGGCUGCUUGCUUAGAGAGGCAGAUGCGAGGCAGUUGGCAGUAUGAAUAGUAUGUCGCUUUCUAUCUUCGAAAACCUAGAUCUAAUGCUUUUGUAGUCGCGUUGGUACUAGUUUACCAUCACAUUGA
Messenger RNA from Hymenoscyphus albidus, 541 nucleotides. NCBI's taxonomy places the organism in Eukaryota, Fungi, Ascomycota, Leotiomycetes, Helotiales, Helotiaceae. The record is from the annotation of a GenBank genome assembly.